Rodentolepis nana is the source of this 393-nucleotide messenger RNA. The record is from the annotation of a GenBank genome assembly. Lineage: Eukaryota; Metazoa; Platyhelminthes; Cestoda; Cyclophyllidea; Hymenolepididae.
AUGCUCAUCACAAGGCAAGAGUACAUUAGGUGGAUAGAGGACUUUUAUCCUUCCCUGGGUGCUGCUUCAAAGUAUCGCAACGUUCUCUACAGAUCCGUGAAGGAUACUUGCUACAUUCAGGAUAUACACAAUCAUCCCAUCUACGUGGAUGCAUGGCUUAAAUUAAUCAAUUAUUGUGACUCUGCCAGUGAACUCUUCAACCUACUCUUUCACAAUGGGGUGGGCACUCUGAAUACCGAGUUCUACCUGGCCUGGACCGACCACCUUAAGCAAUUGCCUGAGAGAGCGUCGGAUACUCAAGCAAAACGAUGGGCCCGUAUAGCCUCCAUUUUUGCUCACGGUCUGCGGGCUGGUGCGAAACCACACUAUCUGUUGGAGGACAAGGCUGAGUGA